GCGGUUUUAACCUUGUUUAUUCUUGUUUGCUAUGUUUAUUCUGGAUAUUUUAUAUUCUUCUGUAAGUGUUUAUGUUAUAAUGUUAUGGUUUGUGCAUUCAUAAAAGUGUCACGAAAGAAGAAAAUAUCAUGGUUAAUAAAUUAGUUUUUAUAUCAUAAAAUGAAGAGUUAUAAUUUAAGAGUUAAAAAGCAACAAACUUUAGAAACAAAACGAGUGCCUUUAAAAGAUUAUACUAAUGUUAUUAGUGCAAGAAGUAGAGGAAAUGUGAGUAAAACAGCCGAAAAAGAUAAUUCUUGUAGUCAGUGUUACAUGAGAAGAAGAAAAUCUGGGAAAAAUCAUUACCAAAGUCAGACUAAACAAGUUUUAGAUGAUAUAAGGCAAAGAAAGUGCCAAGUUGUUUUAGAUAAAGAUAAAUCAAUUGAAAAUAAAAUUAUUAAGAUGAUUGGUAACAAAACUAUACAAAAAGAUGAUAAGAAUGAAAAAAAUUAUGGAAAUUUAUGUUCUGAUACUACUAAAGAUACUCAACAAAGAGUUCAUGCUCCCAAACCAUGUCAAGUUAUAUUAAAGAGAGACAAAUCAAUUGAAAGAAAUGUAAUAAAAACGUUUGGUAUUAAAAUUAUGCAAGAAGAUGAUAAUGUAACGAAUAAAAAUAGGAAUAAAAUGAUGGGUUCUUCCAAUACCAAUAAAUUUAUUCAAAAAAGUGUUGAGACAUUAAAUGAACCAAAAGAGAACAAGAAAAAUAGAAAUUUGAGACAAACUAAUCUUUCAGAUUUUCCCACAAAAAGACAAAAAGGUGAUUUUAAACAGAAGGUAGGUUCUUCUGAUAAUAAAGGUGUUCAUAGAAAUUUACGUAAAAGAAAUAGUAAACAAAACUUUGCUGAGGAAUCAUUAAAGGAAUUGCAAGAUGAACCAAAAUCAACUAAUGAUAAUAGUAUAGAUAAAAGGCCAAUUUAUAGACGAAUGUCUCAAUUUAAAGAACCAAAAGGGAAAAAGAAAAAUGAUGUUUAUGCCUUUGAUUUUUCAUUGGAAAAUGAUACUAAAUCACCAAGUAAACGAAAAAAGAAGAAAGGGCAUUCCUUAAACACAAGUUUACCUUUUGAAAGAUAUAUGAAAGAAAUGGUUAGAAAGUUAGAUGAGAAACAUGACAAAGAAAUGGGUAAAAAUAAAAAAGGAAAUGUUAAAAAAGCUGAGAUUAAUAAUAAACCUAAGGUUAAAAUUAAUCGAAAGGAUAAGAAAAUAAAAAAUGUUAAAAAUAAAAAUAUAACCACAGAAAUUGUUUUAUCCAAUUUAUCAAAUAACCAAAAAGAAAGUGCAAAAUCACCUGAAAUAGAUAAAAUUAAAAUCAUUUCAAGUAUAAAAAUAGUUCCUUUGAUAUCAAAAAACAUUGGAAAUGAAAAACAGUUUACAUCAACACCUUUACAUGAAAGAUAUUCUUCUCCAAAUAUUUUUGAAUCCGAAAAUAAUGAAGAAUAUGAACCAACAACUGAUUUUGAUCAGAUUUCGUUAAAUAAAACGCCAAAUAUAAAUCGUUUUCAACAGUUAAAUACUCCAAUGUCUCCAAUUGUUGAUAAAACAAAUAGUGUUGAAGCCAGUCCAUGGAGAUUUAACGUAGAAGUAAGAAGAAAUCCACAUUUUCUUCAAUACAAACGAUCACUUCUACCGAAUUAUAAUCAAGACAUGGUUCUUGAUAGUACUUUAAUUGAAAAACGAUCCUUUUCUAAAUCAACGAGUGAUUUUAAUGUUAGACCAAUUCCAAAACAAACUAGUAUUUUAAAAUACGUUUCUGGUGGAAAAAAUCUUGAAAAUUUUGAUUCAAUGAAUUCAAUGCAUCAUUCGAGUUUAUUUGAUGCACACGAUUUUAUUAGUCCAGAAAGAAAAAGAAGUUUGGAAAAUAAAGAGAAUAAAAUUAUUGGAAAAAAUGUUAAUGUUGCUAAAAGAAAUAUUUUUGAUAUUUCAAAUAAUUCGAAUAGUUUUGAAGAAAAUAUUAAUUUUGUAACAAAAAGGCUUCCAAAAAGAAACAUACUUGGUCCUAAAAUAGACAACGAAAAAAAUAUAAAUAACAUCUCAGAAAUUGAUGGUGAAGAAAACUUAAAUGAAUCAUCUCUAAACUCCUCCUCUUCUCAAUCAAAAUCCGAUUUCUUUGGUUUUAAUGUUUCCGAAAUUACGCAUCAAUCUAAUCAAAAUACACCCCGGAGAAUGGAAGAUAUUAUUAAAAAACUUAUUAAAGAAAAAAAGAAAGUUUGUUUUGUAGUAAAUGAGACUAAAAAGAAUAAAAUAUCGUCCGACAUAGAGGUGGAUGAUGAUAAUGCAGAAAAGAAAUUGGAAGAAAUUGGAUUUUUUGACUAUCAGGAUAAAGAGCCUGAAAGAAAUUUCGAUUUGGAUAUGAUUAAACAAUAUAAACGUAGACAUGGAAAACGGCGAAGAUCUCCUUCACGUUCCGGUACAGAAUCCGAAGAUGAUGAGGAAUGUACGCGGAAGAGGAGAAAAAAGAAAAAUGAACGAACUAAAGCAGAAGAAGCUGCAGCUGAAAAAUGGUAUUCAGAAUUCAAUAAAAUGUGUGACGAGGUUGAUAAAUUCCCAUUGGAAAUCGAAAAAGUCAAAUAGGUUUUAUUUUUUAAAAAAUAUACAUAUUCUUUUAUAAAUAUUACUUUUAAGGAGUGAACUUUUAAAUAACCGAAUUAUGACGAUAAUGACUUUUUAUUGGGUUAUGUUCUUAUUACUGAAUAUUUUUAAGUUAUAUUUCUUGCACAUUGGUUUAUUUUAAACAUAGAAUUGUAUAUUAUUUUAAUUAAUAUAAAAAACGGGUUGAAAUUGUAAUUUCGUAUUAUUUGUCUUUUAUACAUAUUGUAUAGAUAAUAAUAUUAAACAUUCAAGUAUCAUAUACACAUAAUUGUUAUUAAUUCAUUUUGUAAAAAUUGUAGAAUCUUUUAAAACCUUUGGAACAUAUUAAUGUUCUUGAUUAAUUAAAAUGAGUCAUUUCUAAUUUGCAACCUAACCCAAAAAAAAAUAUUUUUAAAUAAUCCUAACUCGGUUAUUUUUAUAAAUAAACCCUACAUGUUUGAGUGAUUAUUUUUUUAUAAUAUGUAUUUGAAAUGCUUUACUUAUCUUUUAAUGUUUUGUAUUAUAAUGAGUGUGUACAUUUAGUUCAGAUUUAUUAACAUCUAUUUAAGUACAAAUAUAUAUAUUUGAAAAAAAUUCUUUAAUUUUUUAAAAUUAUCAUCAUUAAAAAGAAUUGCUGGCUGGUUAUUAUAACAACAAUUUAAAAUUUCUCUUUCACGCUUCUCAGCAUUUGCAAUGUCAAGUUCUGCCGCAUUGAAAGACAUUGAACCCUCCUCAACUUGGCGAACGUAAAGCAAGCGUUCAAGAAGCCAACCGAGCUUCUCAUUUUAACAUAGAACAAGAAGCGUUACCCGCGGUAUCCGUGACACUCACCGCUUCUCUAUCGUAUUUCUACUACUAUAUCAUUUUGUUCGUGUUGGCUGGUGAAAGUGAUAUUCACCACAUUUAACGAACCAACCAUAUACGUUAUUCGUUUACCCAGAUUUCAAAUGUCGACCUCGAAUCAUUGGCAAACCGAAAAAUUAUAACCGAUUUUCUUUCUUUUUUUAAUAGCUGAUGGGUUGGAAAGUUUUUCACACGUGCCAUCUGUUACAAUUCUUCAUUUAAUAAUGGUUAACAAUUUUUAAAUAAAAACGGUUUUAUAUUCUUGUUUUGAUAUAAAUUUAAGUAUAAAUUCUAUAAAUAUCCACAUAGUUGUGUUUCGAUUUGUUAAUAAACCAAUCACUUUGUUUGAAGGCCACCUUUUGGUGGUGUUCCACUUCUCGUGGCUUCCGUUCUAUGGCCCCAAUCUUGUUUGGAACGGUCGAACAACCUCGAAACUUGGGUGUUAAAGUUGUUAUCGUACAAACGAUUCACUUCAUUUUCUUCUAUUUAUAUACAUCAUUUACAAAUAGGUAAUUAUAAGUAUAAUUAUCAUAUUAGAUUUCACGCGCAGUUCCAG
Messenger RNA from Onthophagus taurus, 4000 nucleotides. RefSeq lists its product as uncharacterized. The record is from RefSeq and is a predicted model, not a curated record. NCBI's taxonomy places the organism in Eukaryota, Metazoa, Arthropoda, Insecta, Coleoptera, Scarabaeidae.